This is a messenger RNA of Mastomys coucha (southern multimammate mouse), 1236 nucleotides long. Its product is annotated as igE-binding protein-like. The annotation marks the transcript as partial. The record is from RefSeq and is a predicted model, not a curated record. Gene Ontology annotation, molecular function: nucleic acid binding; zinc ion binding. The transcript has a single exon. Gene Ontology annotation, biological process: viral process. NCBI's taxonomy places the organism in Eukaryota, Metazoa, Chordata, Mammalia, Rodentia, Muridae.
CACUGUUCAGAUUCCUUUUUAUCUAAAGGAGACAAGAGUAAGCUCUUGCGUGCCUUUCCAGUGUUUGAGAAUGCUGAUGGUGGCCGUGUCCAUGCUCCAGUAGAAUACACCCCCAUCAAAGAGCUUGCUGAGUCAGUCAGCAAAUAUGGGCCUGAUGCCAAUUUUACCAUUAUGCAACUUGAAAGACUUGCAACCAUGGCAAUGACGCCCAAUGACUGGCAGAACACAGUGAAGGCUGCGCUUUCUAGUAUGGGACAAUACAUAGAAUGGAAGGCGUUGUGGCAUGAUGCCUCCCAGGUUCAGGCCAGGGCUAAUGCCAAUGCGGAGGGCAACGAAAGGUACUGGACCUUUGACUUGUUGAUGGGGCAAGGACAGUUCGUCUAUAACCAAAUGAACUAUGAUUCGGGAGCUUAUGGCCAGGUCGCGGCAGCCACUAUCAAGGCGGGGAAAGCUCUCUCGAAGAAAGGUGAGGCAAGAGGACAUUUGACAAAGGUCGUGCAGGGCCCUCAAGAGCCAUUUUCUGAUUUUGUGGCCCAGAUGACUGAGGCGGAGGGUAGAAUUUUUGGAGACCCAGAGCAGGUCAAACCAUUAAUUGAACAGUUGGUUUUUGAAAAUGCUUCACCAGAGUGUAAGACUGUUAUUACCCCGAGGAGAAAUAAAGGGUUGACAGACUGGAUAAAAGUUUGUUGAGGACUAGGGGGUCCUCUUACCAACUCUGGCCUCGCCGCCGCUAUCUUACGAAGUCAGAAACAGUCAGGGCCUUCAGGUCACAAAGUGUGCUACAAUUGUGGGAAACCUGGUCAUUUGAAGAAAGACUGCCAUGUCCCCAUGCAACGGAGGGUACCAGGUCUUUGUACCAAGUGUAGGAAGGGCUAUCAUUGGGCAAAUGAAUGUCGUUCGGCUAGAGACAUUCAGGGGAAAAUUAUCCAACAUGAUCAUGAGCCACAAGAAAAUGAACCUGACCCCCCCCAAAAAACGGGUUUCCGGGCCCCAGAUCCCAGGGCCCAAAAAGAUAUGGGACACGAGCCAACAUUCAGAGAGCCCCUGCCGAGCGACAAGAGGCUCCGCAGGAGUGGACCUCGGCUCCACCUCCCAAUUCUUACUGAUGUCACACAUGGGCGUGCAGUCUGUGCCAGUCACCUUUCAGGGUCCUCUGCCAGAAGGAAGCAUUGGCCUUGUGCUGGGACACUCAUCCCUCACCUUGAAAGGCCUUGUGGUGCACCCUGGCGUGCUUGA